ACAACCCGUACCAGCUCAGCACCCCUUCGCUACACGUCCAUCCCUUUAGGAUAGACUAGGUGCAUCCUGUCAACCCCGACGCACACAGUUCUUUUUGCUUUUACAUCUCUCAAGAUGCAGCUUGUCCCGACUGUACUGCUUGCUGCCCUUGCAGCUAUGGCCGUCGCCUCGCCAAUUUCGGUCAACGCUGAGCACGAGAUCCUGCGUCGCGAGCCUGCCCCUCCCCACUCCGAUGGCUCGAUGGGCGGCUGGGGCGGCCUCCCCGACUGGAAGCGUUGGUUGUCGCAAGGCGAGCCCACGUGGAUCGAGGUGCCUGAGAAAGCGAAGCGCUGGUUCUCGUCGCCGACGUGGAUUGAGGUGCCCGACAACGAGGAGCGGAGCGAGGACGUGGCCGUUGAGGCGGAGGCGGACGAACACCACGACCACCCGCACGGCGAUUGGGACCCGUGGGGUUCGCCAGCGUGGAAGCGCGGGACGCAGCAGGGCAACCAGGGGUGGUGAGAUGGGCGUAGCACGCGCUAGGCGCGAUACCGAUAAUGGAUUAUUAUAUUUAUUGAAAUGACCGUGUCAUUACCACCCAUCCGUGCCUGCAUCGGACUUGGACCUGCACCUUUGCACCCUCGUUGCUGCCCGCUGUCCUUUCUGUCCCUCUCGGCCUGUUCUUUUAGUACCACUCUCUACCCCUGCCCGUACCUCUCUUCGCACGUUGGACUUUUGUAUCCCCCCACCCCUCGCGCACCACGCCCAACCGUCAAGGUUGCAGUGGCCUUUGCCAUACUCUCACACUUGCACUCGGACUCCCUUUGACUGCGGAACCUCCCACAUCAGAUCCAAAAGCCUCGCCUCAGACACACAGACACCAGACACACAGACGCGUACUUGUACUUUUUGUUCUCUUUUUUCGUAACCUCGGGAUAAUAGAUGUUGUUCUACG
Coniophora puteana RWD-64-598 SS2 is the source of this 934-nucleotide messenger RNA. RefSeq lists its product as uncharacterized. Lineage: Eukaryota; Fungi; Basidiomycota; Agaricomycetes; Boletales; Coniophoraceae. The record is from RefSeq and is a predicted model, not a curated record. Bases 115 to 501 code for a protein of 128 amino acids. The transcript has 3 exons.